Penicilliopsis zonata CBS 506.65 is the source of this 2141-nucleotide messenger RNA. RefSeq lists its product as hypothetical. Gene Ontology annotation, biological process: transcription by RNA polymerase II; transcription by RNA polymerase I; nucleotide-excision repair. NCBI's taxonomy places the organism in Eukaryota, Fungi, Ascomycota, Eurotiomycetes, Eurotiales, Aspergillaceae. The record is from RefSeq and is a predicted model, not a curated record. Gene Ontology annotation, cellular component: transcription factor TFIIH core complex; transcription factor TFIIH holo complex. The transcript has 2 exons. The coding region runs from base 166 to 2112 and encodes 648 amino acids.
CCGGAGUGGAGAGCGUGGUUUCUUUCUUUCUUUCUUUCCUCCCUAUCCUUCCCGGGAAUACUUCCCGAUGGGGUACAUUCGGCCUCGCCGUCGCAUUCGAGGUUGAGUUCCUUCGUGUCUGCUCCGGAGGAAACCUGGAAACCUGGGAACCUGGAAAACCAAGAGAUGGCGCCUCCGAACGGGUCAGCAACAUACAAGAAGAAAGAGGGCACUUUGAGUCUCAGUUCUGAUGGACGGAGUGUUUCCUGGAGUCCUGCUACGGGGGGGCAAGGUGUGCAGAUUCCCGUUGCAAAUAUUACCAACCUCCAGCAAACACCCGUUACAAACCCCAAAGUCAUGCUGAAGAUCUUUGCCCAGCAACCAAAUGCCCCCGUGGACCAGUAUGUGUUUUCGUUCACGGCGGGGACAAAUGCCCGGGCGGAGGCGGAUGCGAUCAAAGAUGCGCUGAGUGCGGCGAUCCAGGCGGCCAAAGUUCAGAAUGAUGUGGUGGGAAAUACAGGAGGAGCGGGUACGACAGGAGCAGCGGGCAUGUCUGCCGCGAUGGCGAUGGCGAGUGCAGUCUCGUCUGUGGGAAAAAGUCCCUGGGACGACGACAAUCGACUCAAAGGGGACGCAGAGCUACAGCAGUCCCUACUCAAGGCGGACGCAGGGUUACAGCGGAUGUUCAUGGAGUCACUGCACACGAAGCCCGAGGGCCUGACGGCCGCGCAGUUCAUGGCGCAGUUCUGGUCGACGCGGCUGCAUCUGUUACGCGCGCAUGCGAUCGAGCGGGCGCAGACGCGAGGGUCGUACAAUGUGCUGUCGACGCUGAAGCCGCGCGUCGAGGAUAACGUGACGAAGCUGAACAUCAGCAAGGAGCAGAUCGGGCUGAUCUUCGCGCAGCACCCGCUCGUCAAGCGCGUGUACGACGAGAACGUGCCCAAACUGAGCGAGCAGCAGUUCUGGUCGCGCUUUUUUCAAAGCCGGCUGUUCAAGAAGCUCCGCGGCGAGCGCAUCUCCGAAAACGACGCCACGGACGCCGUGCUGGAUAAAUAUCUCAAAGCAGACGAGACCGGCGGCCUCCCUGCUGCUACUACUACUACUGCUGCUGCUGCUGCUGCCCGACAGCGUGAUGGCGACCAGGUCCCGCACUUUAUCAACCUAGCAGGUAACGAGGGGAACCUUAGUCUCAAGGGGAACCGGCCGGACUGGGACAUGCGGCCCUCGUCGGUGGAAAAGGUGCCCAUCAUCCGCACGCUGAACAGUCUGAGCGAGAAGAUCAUGGCCGGCGUGGCUCCUGCGGACCGGGAUCCCUCGGCGCCCGUCGGCAUGGACGAAGACACGUUCAACCAGCUGCAGCUGCGGGACCUGCGCGAUGACGAGCUGCAGAGCCGGGUUCUUUUGAACAUCCGCGAUCAGAGCCGAUUCUUCUCCCAGGGGAAAGGAGAAGAUGAGGAGCAGAGUCGGUUGGCGGCUGCCCAACAACAACAACAAAAGCAGCAAGAUCCCCAGAUAAUCCUGCAGCGUCUACGCACCAUCGUGGAGCAGACAUUACCGGAUGAUGGGUCCGUGGAGCUAGGGAAACUCAUCGAACCAGAGGAGGAAGACAGCGACGAGGAAAAGCAGAAUAAGCAGCGGGUAGGAUCCAAGGCGAGCCUACGCGGUGCGUCGGCCCAGAUCCUCGAGGCGAUCCGAGACCGACGCGCCCAGACGGAAGUGUCCUCGUCUGCGGCGGCGGACAACACGUACGGCCUCUCGACAACACUGUACGACCGGCUGACGCUGACGCACGCGACUUCGACCGAGUUCCUGCAUCAGUUCUGGCAGGCGUUCCUGUCGGGUAACCCGGACCGGGCGGGCGAGCUGGCAUCGCUCGUGGAGUCGCUACAUCGCGCGAACGAGCGCAUCCGCGCCGUGGCCACCGACGCAGAGGCCGAACGCCUGGUAGAAGUCAACCGGGUGAAACAGCAUGCACGGGAUGUCCUCCAGGCGACGGGCCGCAAGAUCCGCGUCAACCUGGCUGGGGUGCCGGGGGGGGAACGUGUGGUCCUGCAGCUGUUGGGGCCGACGGUAAAGGCGCUGGACGUGGCUUUGACGAAAUAUAAGCUUGCUCUAGAGAGUAUACAGGAAUAACAUACGUUAGAACAUUAAGGACGGAGUAU